Molecule: messenger RNA, 1651 nt
Organism: Centropristis striata (black sea bass)
Lineage: Eukaryota; Metazoa; Chordata; Actinopteri; Perciformes; Serranidae
Gene: hsbp1b
Product: heat shock factor binding protein 1b
Exons: 4
Coding region: 166-399 (77 amino acids)
Biological process (GO): cellular heat acclimation
Cellular component (GO): cytosol; nucleus
Molecular function (GO): transcription corepressor activity
Source: RefSeq, a predicted model, not a curated record
UCGCGAUAUUUUGUUUUUGUGGAACAGCUGACUGUGCGGUGGGUGGUGCAAGCAAGGGAUUGCUAUCUAUUCCGAACAGUUUCAAAGCUGAGAGUGAAAACAAUCGGCAGACAGCUUCUUCAAUUUUAGUAUUGUGUAGGCAGCGAUAAUUAUUUACACUACAACAUGGCUGAGACGGAUCCCAAGUCGGUGCAGGACCUGACCAAUGUGGUCCAGACACUGCUGCAACAGAUGCAGGACAAGUUCCAGACCAUGUCAGACCAGAUCAUCGGGAGGAUUGAUGAGAUGAGCACGCGCAUUGAUGACUUGGAGAAGAACAUCGCUGACCUGAUGACCCAGGCUGGUGUUGAAGAGAUUGAGGCAGCACCGGAAAAGGCUAAAGAGGGUCAAGGCUCUUAAUGAAGGUUAUGAAGUAUUACGGUGUGAAGUCGGUCCUAUAUUCAGGAGCAGAAGACUUUUCCAUUAUGAAAAUGACUUCUAUUGAUUUGAUGUGUCGUUGUGUGAAAUGCUUUUUUAUAUAUUGAAUAUUGUGAUAAACGGUUACAGUUAUGUAAUGACUUGAAAAGUUGAACGUUAUUUGUAAGCUAGAAUAGUGUGAUUUGCCCUUCAGAACUUAUGGAUUUUUGUGCACAGACCUGGAGGUUAUUUGGCUACCAUCAUAUAUCAUAAUUAAUUAAAUCCCAGGAGGUGAUGGGGGACAGUUUUGCCCGAGCCUGUACUGAGAAGUUCCACCUGCAGGCUAACAGGCCAGUAGAACCUCCAUCCCUACCACCUUGGGAAAUAGGUGCAGGUAACAUCUGAAGCCAGUAGUGUUUUACAAACAGCGCUGUUACUACCAAGGUCUGGGAUGCAUUCCAAUUUCAACUGAUUUUCUUCUAUUAAAGCUAUUUAAUACAACACUGUCUGUCCUGUAUUACACAAUUAAUAGUUGGCCAGGUGCUGAGUGAAUUUUUUAAAAUAGAAAUAUAACUCCUAGGUGCUCAGUGUUUUUCUGUAUUUAUUUUUUUAACCAAGAGUUGUAUUUUAUCAUCCAAAUUAUCUGGAAUGUCUCAGUGUUGCAUGUUUUCUUCUCCUCUACAUUGUUUACAACGUUUGGAAGUUACAUUUUAGAAAUACACUUAAUGGUCAACUGAGCUGGGAAAUUGGGAAUUUAUCUUCUAUAAUGCUCAAGAAGAUGUUUUUAUCUGACAAUAAAUGUGGGUCGAAUUAGAGGUAACUGCAGCAAUGUUCACUAAAAAGUGUGGUACUUUACUGCACAGUAGGAACCUUUAUUCAAAUUAGUGCAAACACAAAAUUUACAAGCAAAAGUAAUCAACAAAAUUAAGUGCCAAAAGCAUCAAACAAAUGAACAGUAAACAAUCAUGAAUUACAAGACCAGUAGUCUGAACAUAUUAAGAAUACAAUGUUAAAGUUCUGUAUGUAUUAUAAGAUUCCUUAAUUGCAUCUUAGUAUGAGUUAAUGAGACUGGGGUUUUAGAUGUGUAAACUCAGAACUGAAAGUCUGCCUCCGUCAUGUCGAUGGCCCAGGCGAACUUGUCCCUUUGGCUCUUAUUGUAGAUUUUUUCUACAGGUACCUCCAUGUUGUUACACCUAAAUGAAUGGAAUUAACGAUUGUUAAGCAUAAUCUGCAAAAUAAAUAGUUUCACCCACCA